AUGGCGGACACAGAAAAAAAGGUCCCGGCGGUCCCUGAGAGCCUUUUGAAAAGGCGAAAGGCCUUUGCAAAGUUGAAGGCCAUGCGCAUCAAGAAGAUCCUGGCUGACAAAAAGACUCGUAAAGUAACCAGGAAGCUGAUCUACAAAAGAGCUGAGAAGUAUCACAAGGAGUACAGGCAGAUGUACAGGAAGGAGGUCCGCUUGUCCCGUACUGCGCGUAAAGUGGGAAACUUCUAUGUUCCAGCAGAGCCCAAACUGGCCUUUGUCAUCAGGAUCAGAGGUAUCAAUGGUGUCAGCCCAAAAGUCCGCAAAGUCCUGCAGCUCCUGCGUCUGCGCCAGAUCUUCAAUGGUGUGUUUGUCAAGCUCAACAAGGCUUCCAUCAAUAUGUUGAGGAUCGCAGAGCCCUACAUUGCCUGGGGAUACCCCAACCUUAAGUCGGUGAGAGAGCUCAUCUACAAACGUGGUCAUGGCAGAAUGAGGAAGCAGCGCAUUGCCCUGACAGACAACGCUCUCAUCGAGAAGGCUCUUGGCAAAUAUGGAAUCAUCUGCAUCGAGGACCUCAUCCACGAAAUCUACACAGUUGGGAAGAACUUCAAGCCUGCCAAUAAUUACCUGUGGCCCUUCAAACUCUCCUCUCCUCGUGGAGGCAUGAACAAGAAGACCACUCACUUUGUUGAGGGAGAGAAUGGUUUUCAAGAGGACUUAGACCUGAGCACGGGAACAUCUGGAGGACAUGCAUCUGUCCGACACAGCAUGCAUCUGAUGAAGAGGUUUCCGGUCAUACAGCCUCUGCACAAACCGAGGGAUCAAAAGUCCUUGUUCACUACAUUCAUCGUUGGAGGAUCUCGUUUAGCCAAAGAUGACCCUCCACUGGCCAACUGCAGUGAACUUGAGAGAGACAUCUGUGGAAGACACUUUAUAUUUGACACGCACAGUGUAAGACCAGAGAGAACCAGAUCUAUGAUUCGUCCUUUGCCAAAAGAUUACCACGUGCACCGGCCAGGCAACCUCUAUCCCCUCACCAUACCCAAGGGGCGGCACAGCCACAAGAAUGGACCCUUCAUCCUAGAUUGUAAUGAACCGUUUGAACUGACCUCAAGUCCAGCCGUCCUUGUUCCCUCCACAUAUGUCCUCAAUGGCAGAAACACCUUUCCUGUGGGAAACUGCAAACUCAGCAGGUCUAAGGCAAAUUACCCAACUUACCACCUGCAGACUGUUAAAGAAAACCAAAAGAUCCAGUCCUACGCAGACCCUGUGAUGGGAGCCUCUCAGUCCUUCUUGCACCGUAUAUCAGAGCUGUCCUCCCUCCAGUGUGAGUCUGUGCGACAGGAGAGGCUGAAGAAGAUGAAGAAGCCUCGCAAACCUGCCUCCUGA
This is a messenger RNA of Knipowitschia caucasica, 1374 nucleotides long. Lineage: Eukaryota; Metazoa; Chordata; Actinopteri; Gobiiformes; Gobiidae. The record is from the annotation of a GenBank genome assembly.